This is a messenger RNA of Microtus ochrogaster (prairie vole), 3919 nucleotides long. RefSeq names its product zinc finger and BTB domain containing 10 (gene Zbtb10). NCBI's taxonomy places the organism in Eukaryota, Metazoa, Chordata, Mammalia, Rodentia, Cricetidae. The record is from RefSeq and is a predicted model, not a curated record. Gene Ontology annotation, molecular function: protein binding; RNA polymerase II cis-regulatory region sequence-specific DNA binding; DNA-binding transcription factor activity, RNA polymerase II-specific. Gene Ontology annotation, biological process: regulation of transcription by RNA polymerase II.
CCGGGUGCGAGCCGAGGCACCGGGCGGCGGCGGCGCGCGCCAUGUCGUUCAGUGAGAUGAACCGCAGGACGCUGGCGUUCCGAGGAGGCGGGUUGAUCACCGGCGGCGGCGGCGGCGGCGGCCCCACGAACAAUAACGCCGGUGGGGAGGCCUCGGCUUGGCCUCCGCAGCCGCAGCCGCGACAGCCCGCGCCGCCCGCGCCGCAGCAGCCCAAUGGGCGCGGGGCCGACGAGGAAAUGGACUCGGAGGGCCUGGAGCCCCAGGACUCGGAGGCCUCCGCCGGGGCGGCCGCCGCCGAGGACGCCAAGGAGUUGCUGCUCCCUCAGGACGCGGGCGGCCCCGCCUCGCUGGGCGGCGGCGCGGGGGGCCCCCUGCUAGCGGAAAGGAACCGUCGGACUCUGGCCUUCCGCGGGGGAGGCGCCGGGGGUCUCGGCAACAAUGGCAGCAGCCGCGGCCGCCCGGAGACCUCGGCGUGGCCCCUCAGGCAUUUCAAUGGGCGCGGGCCGGCGGCCGUGGAGCUGGAGCUGGACGCGCUGGAGGGGAAGGAGUUGAUGCAGGACGGCGCGUCCCUGAGCGACAGCACCGAGGACGAGGAGGAGGGGGCGAGCCCGGGCGACGGCAGUGGGGCGGAAGGCGGCAGCUGCGGCAGCAGCAGGCGGUCGGGAGGCGAUGGCGGGGACGACGCGGAGGGCAGCGGUGUGGGAGCUGGCGACGGAGAGGCUGUCCAGCACUUCCCGCUCGCGAGGCCCAAGUCCCUCCUGCAGAAGCUCCAGUGCUCCUUCCAGACCUCUUGGCUCAAGGACUUCCCGUGGCUGCGCUACUCCAGGGAUACCGGCCUCAUGUUUUGCGGCUGGUGCCACAAGCCCCCCGAGGAUGGCGGCGGCGCGGACCUGUCCCCGGUGGGGCACGACGAGCUUUCGCGAGGGACCCGCAACUACAAGAAGACCCUGCUCCUCAGGCACCACGUCUCCACCGAGCACAAACUCCACGAAGCCAACGCCCAGGAGUCAGAAAUACCGUCAGAGGAGGGGUACUGUGACUUUAAUAGUAGGCCAAAUGAGAACUCUUAUUGCUAUCAACUUCUUCGUCAACUAGAUGAGCAGAGAAAGAAAGAUAUUCUUUGUGAUGUCAGCAUUGUGGUGAGCGGGAAAAUCUUUAAAGCUCAUAAGAACAUCCUGGUUGCAGGCAGCCGUUUCUUUAAGACUUUAUAUUGUGUUUCAAACAAAGAAAGCCCUAACCAAAACAAUACUACCCACUUAGAUAUUGCUGCAGUUCAAGGUUUUUCAGUCAUCUUGGACUUCCUGUAUUCUGGGAACCUGGUGCUCACAAGCCAAAAUGCCAUUGAAGUGAUGACAGUGGCCAGCUACCUUCAAAUGAGCGAAGUUGUCCAAACUUGCCGAAAUUUCAUUAAAGAUGCCUUAAAUAUAAGCAUUAAGUCAGAAGCUCCAGAGUCUGUGGUUGUGGACUAUAAUAAUAGGAAACCAGUUAAUAGAGAUGGCCUGACUUCAUCAAGGGAUCAAAAAAUCGCCAGCUUCUGGGCAACACGGAAUCUUACCAAUUUGGCAAGUAGUAUAAAAAUUGAAAAUGAUGCUUGUAAUGUCGACGAGGGCCAAAUAGAAAACUACCAGAUGAAUGACAGUAACUGGGUCCAGGAUGCUUCUCCUGAAUUGGCUGAAAAUGAAUCUCAAGUUAAAACAAAAGUGUUUAUUUGGAAUAAUGUAAGCUCUCAAGAGACUGGCAAAGCAAGGAGGAAAAACCAAACUACCAAGAGAUUUGUUUAUAAUAUACCACCUAAUAAUGAAACAAAUGUAGAAGAUUGCUCAGUGAUGCAGCCACCUGUUGCCUACCCAGAAGAAAAUAACGCCCUACUCAUCAAGGAAGAACCAGAUUUGGACGGUGCACUACUCUCAGGGUCUGAUGGCGAUAGGACCGUGAAUUCAAAUUUAUUGGCAGAAGCCUGCAGUGGUCAAGAUGCAGGUGAUGCUGGAGCAUCCCAUGACUUCAAGUAUGGUGUGAUGCCUAGCACUUCAAAUGAUUUCAAGUAUGGAUUGCUACCAAGUACUUCAAAUGAUUUCAAAUAUGGAUUGUUACCAGGUGCUUCAAAUGAUUUCAAGUAUGGAUUAUUGCCAGAAUCUUGGCCCAAACAAGAAACGUGGGAAAAUGGCAAGUAUUAUCAACAAAUACAAAAUGGUGACUCAUCUCUAAUCAUGAACAAGUUAAAAUGCCCUCACUGUACCUAUGUAGCCAAAUACAGACGAACACUAAAAAGACACUUGCUCAUUCAUACUGGAGUGAGAUCGUUUAGCUGUGACAUUUGUGGGAAGCUGUUUACUAGAAGAGAACAUGUAAAAAGACAUUCCCUGGUGCAUAAAAAGGAUAAGAAAUACAAAUGCAUGGUGUGUAAGAAGAUCUUCAUGUUAGCAGCCAGUGUUGGAAUAAGACAUGGAUCUCGACGCUAUGGAGUCUGUAUGGACUGUGCAGAUAAGUCACAGCCAGGAGGGCAAGAAGGUGUAGAUCAGGGACAGGAUGCAGAGUUCCCUCGGGACGAAGAGUAUGAGGAGAAUGAAGGAGGAGAGCCUGAUGAAGAGCUGGCUGAGAAUGGAGAAGACCAGAAUGACACGUCUCGAUGGGAUGAAUCGGGAGAUGUCUGUAUGUCUCUGGAUGCUUAACUGACCUUACGAUAUUCCUCAAGAAUGCUGCAUUUGGACAUACUAUGAAUCGACAAUUUGGAUUGUUGAACUUGAAGGCUUGCAAAAUAUGGUACAUGCUGGAUGGUAGUUACGUUGCUGUGAAAAACUGUAGGGUUAAAGCCUUAUAGCAAAAAAAAUUUUUUUUUAUAUUUGCACAGGACUGUACAGCAAACAACCAUGUGGUUGGAUACAUGGAGUCCCCACAUUCAGUCAGUUAUCAAAGUAAAAUAUUUUUUAUUUAUAGGAUAUACAGUUAACUAUUUGGGUUCUAUGAAAAUAUAGUACUUGUCCUUUCUAGAGGUUACAUUCAUGUACUACUGUAACAUGAAUGAAGAAAAUCCAUUUGUGGAAGUACAGUGACAGUUGACCCAAUCACUCUGUCAAUCAAACCACUCAGGCUAGUUUGUACUAGUAGAGUUUUGUUUCUAUUUUUAUUUUAUUAAUUUUAUUUUUUUUAAUACAGAUUUUCAGUGAGGGGCUUUUUCAACCCCAUUGGUUCUAUUUUCUUGUAUUUUUUUCAUUUUAUUUGCUUUAUAACUUAAACCAAGUCUCUUCUAGUCUUAGAUAUUAUUUCUGAAUUCUGUGCUGAUAGGCAUGUUUAUAAGAACUGGAGAGGUAAUUUAUUGGAAUGAACUGACUCCCCUUCCUCCCUUCCACUUUGACAUGAAUUUUCCCACUGCACAAAUGAAGAAUGAUGUUACGACGUUGCCAUGGUGAAGCUGACAAACCACUAAAAUGAUGAUGACUUAGAAGUGACUUUCUCCUGCUGCUCUAAUUCGAUAAAUGGUUACUAUAUGUUUUCUGACAUAGUUUCUGGUUUUGGGUAUCUGUUACUUUGGCACUAUUCUUGUUUGCCUCUUAAAUUUUGCCAGUGUACUAUACCUCAGCCUUAUUUGAAAUACAGAAGUCUAAUUGAAGAAAAGUCAUAGAAAAACACAUAAAAUGAUUUGUUUUAUAAUUUAUCAUCCAUGUCCAGUUUGGUUAGCUUGUUAUGCAAAAUAAGUGAAAUAUCAGGGUUUUUUUUUCCCCCUGUGCCCUUUUUUUAAAAUCAUUAAAAUUAACCCAAAAUGUGCAUUCUCUUUUGUUUCAUACUUACCGGGAUAUUGAGUGAUAUAAAUUGUGGCUGAUAAUUUAUUUUUCCAUUCCUUAAAGUCACCAUACCUUGAUGAAAUCUUUAUAGUCACCAUGAUUCAACAAACUGCAGAAAUAUUACAAAUAAAAUGUUGAGA